GGAGGGGAGGAGGGGAGGGAGAGGAAGAAGGAGAAUAUUUUAGAUCUCGGGCGGUAUAUGGAUAAGGAGAUUCGGGUGAAGUUUAAUGGGGGCAGGGAAGUCAUCGGCCUCCUCAAAGGCUUUGACCAGCUCAUGAACCUCGUCCUCGACGAAGUCAAAGAGACCGUCCGCGACGAAGAAGGCAACGAAUCCACCCGCCCACUCGGCCUGGUCGUCGCAAGAGGGACGUUGCUAACCGCCAUCUCGCCGCUCGAUGGGAGUCAGGAGAUUCAGAAUCCUUUUUUGAACGCGGAGGAGGAGUGAGGGAGACGGGUGAUGGGGUUAUGUCGCCUGGAUUGCGCUUGGGGAUGUGAGAUGGGUGCGAAGCGCUUGAUUCUACGAUCGGAUCAUGGAAUGGAUGAGGUUGUUGGGUUAUGAAAAGGAUGGAGGCUCAGUUUUCCGAUGCGCAGAAAGCAGAAGCGCAAACCUGUUCGGAAGCGAAGCUCAGGAAUUCGGCGCAGCUUGCUUGACGAGAAUGGACGCGGCGACGGUCAAGAGAUACGGUCAUCCUCUUGGACGAGACGAUUAUUCCCAAGUACGAAGCUCCUCAUCUCAUAGCUUCAUGAUGGCACUCCAAGCUGCCGAAUAAGAAGGGUGAGCUUAUGAAUAGGAAUGUCCGUAUAAUUCAUGGGCUUAUAAUCAUAUAUGGCAUUAAGACCAGAACAAUAUCAUACAACCGUGGUUCUCUCGCACUCGAAACUCGCAUCCGAAACAC
Molecule: messenger RNA, 754 nt
Organism: Eremomyces bilateralis CBS 781.70
Lineage: Eukaryota; Fungi; Ascomycota; Dothideomycetes; Eremomycetales; Eremomycetaceae
Product: LSM-domain-containing protein
Exons: 3
Coding region: 58-303 (81 amino acids)
Biological process (GO): nuclear-transcribed mRNA catabolic process; mRNA splicing, via spliceosome
Cellular component (GO): spliceosomal tri-snRNP complex; Lsm1-7-Pat1 complex; U12-type spliceosomal complex
Molecular function (GO): RNA binding
Source: RefSeq, a predicted model, not a curated record